CGGGCGCUUCCUAGUCGGCGCGGGCGGCAGCCCAGGCGAGGUGCGGCCUCCGCACAGGCGGGGGCGUCGGCUCGAGGGGCCCGCCAUGGCCGCGUCGGAGCUCUACACAAAGUUUGCCAGGGUUUGGAUACCUGAUCCUGAGGAAGUUUGGAAGUCAGCAGAACUGCUUAAAGAUUAUAAACCAGGAGAUAAAGUCCUCCUGCUUCACCUUGAGGAAGGAAAAGAUUUGGAAUACCGUCUAGAUCCAAAGACCAAGGAGCUGCCUCACUUACGAAACCCUGACAUACUUGUUGGUGAAAAUGACCUCACAGCCCUUAGCUAUCUUCAUGAGCCUGCUGUGCUCCAUAAUCUCAGAGUCCGCUUUAUUGAUUCCAAACUUAUUUAUACAUAUUGUGGUAUAGUCCUAGUAGCUAUAAAUCCCUAUGAACAGCUACCUAUUUAUGGAGAAGAUAUUAUUAAUGCAUAUAGUGGUCAGAACAUGGGUGAUAUGGAUCCACAUAUCUUUGCAGUAGCGGAAGAAGCGUACAAGCAAAUGGCCAGAGAUGAACGGAAUCAGUCCAUCAUUGUAAGUGGAGAAUCUGGUGCAGGAAAAACAGUCUCAGCUAAGUAUGCCAUGCGAUACUUUGCAACUGUAAGUGGUUCUGCCAGUGAGGCCAAUGUUGAGGAAAAGGUUUUGGCCUCCAACCCCAUCAUGGAGUCAAUUGGAAAUGCUAAAACAACUAGGAAUGAUAAUAGCAGCCGUUUUGGGAAGUAUAUUGAGAUUGGCUUUGAUAAGAGAUACCGAAUCAUUGGUGCCAAUAUGAGAACUUACCUUUUAGAGAAAUCCAGAGUGGUGUUCCAGGCGGAAGAGGAGAGAAACUACCAUAUCUUCUAUCAGCUUUGUGCCUCAGCAAAGUUACCUGAAUUUAAAAUGCUGCGAUUAGAAAAUGCAGAUAACUUUCAUUAUACGAUGCAAGGAGGCAGUCCUGUGAUUGAAGGAGUGGAUGAUGCAAAGGAGAUGGCACACACCAGGCAGGCCUGCACUUUGUUAGGAAUUAGUGAAUCUUAUCAAAUGGGAAUUUUCCGAAUACUUGCUGGCAUUCUUCACUUAGGCAAUGUUGGAUUUACAUCUCGAGAUUCAGACAGCUGCAUAAUACCUCCCAAGCAUGAACCUCUCACCAUUUUCUGUGACCUCAUGGGCGUGGACUAUGAGGAGAUGUGUCACUGGCUCUGCCAUCGGAAGCUGGCUACUGCCACAGAGACAUACAUCAAGCCCAUCUCCAAGCUGCAGGCCACGAAUGCCCGUGAUGCUUUGGCCAAGCACAUCUAUGCCAAGCUGUUUAACUGGAUUGUAGAUCAUGUCAAUCAGGCCCUCCAUUCUGCUGUCAAACAGCACUCUUUUAUUGGUGUACUGGACAUUUAUGGAUUUGAAACAUUUGAGAUAAAUAGUUUUGAACAGUUUUGCAUAAAUUAUGCAAAUGAAAAACUACAGCAACAAUUCAAUAUGCAUGUCUUCAAAUUAGAACAAGAAGAAUAUAUGAAGGAACAAAUUCCAUGGACGCUCAUAGAUUUUUAUGAUAAUCAGCCUUGUAUUAAUCUUAUAGAAUCUAAACUGGGCAUUCUAGAUUUGCUGGAUGAGGAAUGCAAGAUGCCUAAGGGUACAGAUGACACUUGGGCCCAAAAAUUGUACAACACACAUUUGAACAAAUGUGCUCUCUUUGAAAAGCCUCGUCUAUCAAACAAAGCUUUCAUCAUCCAACAUUUUGCUGACAAAGUGGAAUACCAAUGUGAAGGCUUUCUUGAAAAGAAUAAAGACACCGUUUUUGAAGAACAAAUUAAAGUUCUUAAAUCAAGCAAGUUUAAGAUGCUACCAGAACUAUUUCAAGAUGAUGAGAAGGCCAUCAGUCCAACCUCAGCCACCUCUUCAGGGCGCAUACCCCUCAGCCGCACGCCUGCCAAGCCUACCAAAGGCAGACCAGGCCAGAUGGCCAAGGAGCACAAGAAAACAGUGGGACACCAGUUCCGAAACUCCCUUCACCUGCUUAUGGAGACACUCAAUGCCACUACCCCUCACUAUGUGCGCUGCAUUAAGCCGAAUGACUUCAAGUUCCCAUUCACGUUUGAUGAGAAGAGGGCAGUGCAGCAACUGAGAGCAUGUGGUGUCCUGGAAACCAUCAGAAUCAGUGCAGCCGGUUUCCCCUCACGGUGGACUUACCAAGAAUUUUUCAGCCGCUACCGUGUCCUAAUGAAACAAAAAGAUGUGCUGGGUGACAGAAAGCAAACAUGCAAGAAUGUGUUAGAGAAACUGAUAGUGGACCAGGACAAAUACCAGUUUGGUAAGACAAAAAUCUUUUUCCGUGCUGGUCAAGUGGCCUAUCUAGAAAAACUGAGAGCGGACAAACUGAGGGCUGCCUGCAUCCGGAUCCAAAAGACCAUCCGAGGGUGGCUGCUGCGGAAGAAGUACCUACGCAUGCGCAGGGCGGCCAUCACUGUGCAGAGAUACGUGCGGGGCUACCAGGCCCGAUGCUAUGCUAAGUUUCUGCGCAGAACCAAGGCAGCAACCAUCAUUCAGAAGUACUGGCGCAUGUAUGUGGUCCGCAGGAGGUACAAGAUCAGACGAGCUGCCACUAUUGUUCUUCAGUCUUAUUUACGAGGCUACUUGGCCAGAAAUAGGUAUCGCAAGAUACUCCGUGAGCACAAAGCAGUCAUCAUUCAGAAGUGGGUCCGGGGCUGGCUGGCUCGCACACACUACAAGAGGAGCAUGCAUGCCAUCAUUUACCUUCAGUGCUGCUUCCGGCGGAUGAUGGCCAAACGUGAGCUAAAGAAGCUCAAAAUUGAGGCUCGCUCUGUGGAGCGCUAUAAGAAGCUCCACAUUGGCAUGGAGAAUAAGAUCAUGCAGCUACAGCGCAAAGUCGAUGAGCAGAACAAAGAUUACAAAUGCCUCAUGGAGAAACUGACCAAUCUGGAAGGAAUCUACAACUCUGAGACUGAGAAACUACGAAGUGACUUAGAACGUCUUCAACUAAGUGAAGAAGAAGCUAAGAUCGCCACUGGGCGGGUCCUUAGUCUACAGGAAGAAAUUGCUAAGCUCCGGAAAGACCUGGAACAGACUCAGUCAGAGAAAAAAUGCAUUGAGGAACGUGCAGAUAGGUACAAACAAGAAACAGAGCAGCUGGUAUCAAAUCUGAAGGAAGAAAAUAUUUUGCUGAAGCAGGAAAAAGAAACCCUCAAUCACCGUAUUGUGGAGCAGGCUAAGGAGAUGACAGAAACUAUGGAGAAGAAGUUAGUAGAAGAAACAAAACAACUGGAACUUGAUCUUAAUGAUGAAAGGUUGAGAUAUCAGAACCUUCUGAAUGAAUUCAGUCGCCUAGAAGAACGAUAUGAUGAUCUCAAGGAAGAGAUGACCCUCAUGGUGAAUGUGCCUAAGCCUGGACACAAGAGAACUGACUCCACCCACAGCAGCAAUGAGUCUGAAUAUACCUUCAGCUCUGAAAUUGCAGAAACAGAAGACAUGCCAUUGAGGACAGAGGAGCCAAGCGAGAAGAAGGUACCCCUGGACAUGUCAUUGUUCCUCAAGCUCCAGAAGCGGGUCACAGAGCUGGAGCAGGAGAAGCAGGUGAUGCAGGAUGAGCUGGACCGCAAGGAAGAGCAGGUGCUCCGCAGCAAGGCAAAGGAAGAAGAAAGACCACAAAUUAGAGGUGCAGAACUGGAAUAUGAGUCACUCAAGCGUCAAGAACUAGAAUCAGAAAACAAAAAACUGAAAAAUGAACUAAAUGAGUUACGCAAGGCCCUUAGUGAGAAAAGUGCCCCAGAGGUGACGGCUCCAGGUGCCCCUGCGUACCGUGUCCUCAUGGAGCAGCUGACCUCCGUGAGUGAGGAACUCGAUGUCCGCAAGGAGGAAGUCCUCAUCUUGAGGUCUCAGCUGGUGAGCCAGAAAGAGGCCAUCCAGCCCAAGAAUACAAUGACAGAUUCUACAAUACUUUUGGAAGAUGUACAAAAAAUGAAAGAUAAAGGUGAAAUAGCACAAGCGUACAUUGGUUUGAAGGAAACAAAUAGACCACCUGCCAUGGAUUACCAUGAGUUGAAUGAGGAUGGAGAGCUGUGGCUGGUUUAUGAAGGGUUAAAACAAGCCAACAGGCUCCUGGAAUCCCAGCUCCAGUCUCAGAAGAGGAACCACGAGAACGAGGCCGAGGCCCUCCGUGGGGAGAUCCAGAGCCUGAAGGAGGAGAACAACCGGCAGCAGCAGCUGCUGGCCCAGAACCUGCAGCUGCCCCCGGAGGCUCGCAUUGAGGCCAGCCUGCAGCAUGAGAUCACCCGGCUGACCAACGAAAACUUGUAUUUUGAGGAAUUAUAUGCAGAUGACCCUAAGAAGUAUCAAUCCUAUCGGAUUUCACUUUACAAACGGAUGAUUGAUCUAAUGGAACAACUUGAAAAACAAGAUAAGACUGUCCGGAAACUGAAAAAACAACUGAAAGUAUUUGCCAAAAAAAUUGGUGAACUAGAAGUGGGCCAGAUGGAGAACAUAUCUCCAGGACAGAUCAUUGAUGAACCUAUCCGUCCAGUCAACAUUCCCAGGAAAGAAAAGGAUUUCCAAGGAAUGCUGGAAUACAAGAAGGAAGAUGAGCAAAAACUUGUUAAGAACCUGAUACUGGAACUGAAGCCACGUGGUGUGGCAGUCAAUUUGAUUCCAGGAUUACCAGCAUAUAUCCUGUUUAUGUGUGUUCGACAUGCUGACUACCUGAAUGAUGAUCAGAAAGUAAGGUCAUUGCUGACAUCAACAAUUAACAGCAUCAAAAAAGUAUUGAAGAAAAGAGGUGAUGAUUUUGAAACCGUUUCCUUCUGGCUCUCUAACACAUGCCGAUUUUUGCACUGUUUGAAGCAGUACAGCGGAGAAGAGGGCUUUAUGAAGCACAAUACAUCUCGCCAGAAUGAACACUGCCUCACCAAUUUCGACCUGGCUGAGUAUCGGCAGGUGCUGAGUGACUUGGCCAUUCAGAUCUACCAACAGCUCGUUCGGGUGUUAGAGAACAUCCUUCAGCCAAUGAUCGUCUCAGGCAUGCUGGAGCAUGAAACAAUUCAGGGCGUGUCCGGAGUGAAGCCCACAGGGCUAAGAAAGCGCACCUCCAGUAUUGCUGACGAGGGCACCUACACGCUGGAUUCCAUUCUUCGGCAGCUCAAUUCCUUCCAUUCAGUCAUGUGUCAGCACGGCAUGGACCCAGAACUGAUCAAGCAGGUGGUCAAGCAGAUGUUCUACAUCGUGGGGGCUAUCACCCUGAACAACCUCCUCCUGCGGAAGGACAUGUGCUCCUGGAGUAAAGGCAUGCAGAUCAGGUAUAACGUCAGUCAACUGGAAGAAUGGCUACGUGACAAGAAUCUGAUGAACAGUGGAGCUAAAGAAACCUUAGAACCUCUCAUUCAGGCUGCUCAGCUUUUGCAAGUGAAAAAGAAGACAGAUGAUGAUGCAGAAGCUAUUUGUUGCAUGUGCAAUGCUUUAACUACUGCCCAGAUUGUCAAAGUGUUGAAUUUGUAUACUCCAGUUAAUGAGUUUGAAGAAAGAGUCUCUGUAUCAUUUAUUCGUACUAUACAGAUGCGUUUACGAGACAGGAAAGACUCUCCUCAGCUGCUCAUGGAUGCUAAACACAUCUUUCCUGUCACCUUUCCUUUUAACCCAUCCUCCCUCGCACUAGAAACCAUCCAGAUUCCAGCCAGCUUGGGCCUGGGAUUCAUUUCACGGGUCUGAACAUGAUGCCCAGGCAAACAUUGACAAUACGUUUCUUGCCUGAAAUAAGAACACAUUAUUUCCAGUAAGCUACUGAAAAUACAUUUUUAAAGAGAAAGUACUGAUUAUCUCCAGAACAAGAGAUUAGUAACUGGAAAUCUCCCUUGAAUGCUUUCAUCACCUUGGAAACAAAGAUAUGCUCCUUUGUGUUGUAUUAUCUUUACAGCAACACUCAUCCUUGAUCAGUUAGGUACCCUGAGUCUAAAUGCAGGUGAAUGAUGGAAUGAAGGGAGGGAGAGAGGAAGGAGAGGAGGAGGAAAAUGUGUCUUCAGCUGCCAGCAUUUAUUUUAAAUCCUUAACACUGCAUUUAAGUGGUAUAAAAAACAUAAAUUCCUUAUAUGAGCUGUUGGUAGGAAGGCACCAAGAAAGAACCUCCUUUGUACUAAACAGAAGAAUUGAAAGAAAAGUCGCCCUUGAGUACAUAUCAUAUCAGUUUAGGAAUCAAUUGUGUUGAUAUUGUCAAACUGGAUCAAGAAAUAAACUGGCAAUAUGUAAAGUAAUUGGUCAAGUAACUUCCUUAUUUGUGUCACUAUGAUAUAGAGAUAUUAAAUGAAUGUUGGUUUGCUAUAUAGCAUAGAUGUCCAUUUACUGUAGCUUACUGAGCAUUUUAAAUUGCUGCUAUAUAUUAUCUUCUUAAAAUGUAAGUGAUAUUCUUAUUAGGCACUACAACAAUAAGCUCUUUUAUCAACUGUUUACAAUUCAAUCAAAUCACAGUUUUAACUGGAUUAUAUGCAAAUAUCUAUGGAUUCACCUGCACAAGUAGAAGACACUGGAAAGUCAUGUAGUAAUAUGACAAAAUGCUUGACACUUAGGGGUAGGAUUAGACCAAGUGGCUACGGUUGAUGUCAUUAUUUAUUCAGGAUAUGUUACACUGAUGUGCUAUUAAUUUCCCGUGGGUGGAUAUUGCAUCAGGGUACAGUGUUAUGUGAAGUGACUUAUUUUUAGUUACCACAUCUGAUUCCUGCAGUGCAUAUUUUCAACCUCAACAACUUUUCUUUCUUCUUCUUAAUUUAUUAAGAAUAAAUUUCAGUCACUAUCUAGAAAAGAUUGUCAGAAUAUUCAUGAUUCAGAUCUUGAAACAUUGAUUAUCCUAUAAAUUAUACAAAGAAGGUAUAUAAUAUUUAAUUAAUGAUUCAGUUUUUAGGCUUUGCAACUUCUGUAAAUGUUCUCAGAUGCCACUAGAUACUUUAAAAAGCAUCAUAUUAGCAAUAUUUUAAGAAAACUUACAUAAGGAAAUAUAAGAAGAUUGUUGAAUUUGACAGAGGAUUUGGUUCUGUAAGACCCAGAUUCUAUAAGUUUUCAUUCUGAAGUUCUAAUUAAACAUACUCACCAUUUUUUUCUAGAAACCUUGUACAACAAAUCCUUCAGGCCGUGCAAAAGCAAAUUCUUAGCUUUCAUUAGAAACGCUGGUUCUGAGUUACGAUCAUAGAUUAUAUAACUUAACUGUUAGAUGGUCUAUAAAAAUGACAUAUCUUAUUAAAAUAUGUGCAAUAUUAUUUAUAGAAGUCAAACAGUUUCAAAUCAGUGAUAAACAUUACUAUUAAAAGAUAAAUACUGUCAAUUUAUUUGGGCCUCAGUUUCCUUGCUUAUAAAAUAAGAGGGCUGGACAACUGAUUUUUAAGGUCCCUUCCGCAUCUAAACUUCUCUCCUCUCGGCAUUUGGAUCCUAGAGAAAAGAGCUGCAGCUAAUCAGUAAGUCCAUCGUCUGGUGGAGAGAGAAGUGUGUGGUUCCUGUCAAUUCCGUAGGAUUAGUGAAAUGUAAAAUUACAAGUUUGUGUAGCCGCAACCUCUCUCAAACGUACAUGAUUUAUGUAUAUGCUUUAAAAAGUCCUACUAUAUUUGUAUUAUUUGAAAAUUCAUUAGUUUAAGUCAGUUUUAUUACAUCAUGUACUGCUUUAUUGAGUUUAUUUAUUUAUUUGCAAUAUCAACCAAAAACACUACUAAUUCAAUCAGAUUCUCCCAAUUUUUCCUGGUUGUCAAUGUGGUUUUCACUGAACAAUUAAUUCAUAAUCAUGUGGUUAGUACUGACUGUGUCAGAGUCUAACAGCAUAGAUGGGACAUGAGGGGGGAGUUGCUAGGGAAAUACAACCAUGGUAGGCUGUCCACCUCAGCCCUGGAAAUCCUCCCGGACCCUUCCCCCAGCUUAGUCCUGUGCGGUGUGACCCACGCACUCCCUGAAUCUUGUCAGAUCUUCAAGAUCACUCUGUAGCGCCCACUGCCAUGCAGCCCUUUUUCUUACUCUAGAGAGCCCAUGUCCUGAAGUGUCUCUGGUCUGGGCCUUUACCUCUCUCCUGUCUCCUGUCUUUCUGCUGUCACGUGUUGGAGCCACUGUUCCACACCUGGGCCAGACCUCCCACUGCUGCCUUGUGCCGUUUCUCCUGUUCCAGUGAUGGUGGCACAAAGGUUGUGCUACUCCAGGGCUCCAGCUUCCUCCAGGGCCUACCCAGAACCCCAGACGGGGAUCUGAAUUAACUUCUCAUGGUGGCCUAAAGAUUGUUAGUCAUGAAAAGCAUACCCUAAAACCAGGGAACCCCAGUACAUGACUCUGGUAUACUACUUUCUUAGGUGCACGAGAUUCUGCUGACUGUGGGUUCCCUUUGACCAGCUUGAGGAUUGCCUUCCCUCUGUCCACACUCUCUCACUCACCUUCACACACACACCCCUGCCAGCCUUUCCCCUGCCCAUGUAACCAUCUCUUCUCCUUCCCUCAACUUGCCACGUAUCCCGUCCCCUGCAGACUUGCCUGCUGUUAGUGCACUGAAAGCAGGUGGAUGGAAUCAGUCCUCAGUUGCCCCAGCUGGCCCUCCUGGUGCUUAUCCUCAGGCCAAUCUUUGCACAAGUUCUUGUUCUCAAUUCUCUGCAAUACAUUCUUUAACCUUAUCGCUAAUUGGCGUUUUCGUAAUUCCUCUGUGCCACACAAUAGCAAUUCAAAGGCAGAGAUUUUAAAAGCCACCACAGUUCUUUGUCUCUAUAGUCCCCUCCCCACCGACAUUACAUACAGACUCACCUGACGUCUUGGAACACAAAGCUAAAAAUUAAAAGUAGUUUCCCUUCUUGUAGCUUUUUUUUAGGCUGAGGCUUUGAUCUGCCUGAGAGUAACUCUGAAAGGAGGGAAGAUGAAUAUGAGAUAAAAUCCUCAAACGUGUAGCUUCACGAUUACUUUGGAAGUUUUGAAAAUUUCCAUAUACCUGACACUUCUUUCAUUGGAUGCAAAAGUACCAAAAUACAUUCCAAAGCCAACUGAUAGGAGAUUUGGGGGAUUUGUGUCAGUUUGGAUGAUUUACUUUGUUAUUCCUUCAUUUCAGUGCGUAAUUGAGAGUUGGCCCUUUCUGGGUGAGUAAUUCUGUGUAAUAUAUAUCAACUCUUUUAAUAACAUAGUGAGGGAGCUAUGAAAAUAUUUUAUUAGAAUUUCAGUGUAGUGAUUGUUGUGAGAAAUUUCCUGGUAACCCAAGAAAAAUGGUUACAAGCCACCAUCCUGAGAAGUCCUCACAGAAUAUUCUCUUUCUCUUUCUCUCUCUCUCUGUCUCUCUCUCACAGAGUUGCCAGUUCAUAGAGUUCCUCAGCAGGUAUUGUUGAGGGGCCUCUGGGUGAUGUCAACUGCUUAGGGUAAAACAGACAGCUACGAUUAGCGUGUGACGCUGACAUGGUCCUAUUGAAAGUAGUGCAGAAACAGUACCUGUGUCCAGAUGUGCUUUCCUGCAGCACUCUCCCUCUGUGUUACCUCACUGCACCCUCACAGCAGUGUGGGUGGUAGAUAGGGUGGCUUCUGCAGUCAUUCACUGAUGGUAACGUGAGAUAGAGAUAAUAUGGUUGGUCAGUGACCCUCCUGCAAUCAUAGAGCCCUACAGCGGUUGCACUGUCCCAUACAAAGCAGUGGCAGGGUGGGCACAUGUGAGGCAGGAGGCUUUAAAAAGUCACACUUUUUAAAGGAGGUCGCGUUUUGUCCCUUCUAGUACCCGUGGGCUCUCUAGGCCAGCAAGGGGUGCUCUUUUUCCUUAUCAGAGUCGGCAGCUGGCAUGUGGGAACUGAGCAAAUGAUGAGUGCCAGAUUAUUUGUUCUAAGGAGACCAAGUACCCAGCGCCAGUUGGUUUUCUUUUUUAUCAUAGUUACCUGCUAUAACUAGGCUUGACUUUUGUCAUGAAUCGGUGCUCACUGGAAGGGUGCGCUACUCUGUGGUUAGGCAUUAAUUAGUAGCAGCUGUCUCAACCAAAAAGCCAGGAAACAGUGCAAGCCUUUCUAAAGUUAAGAGGAAGGUCACUCUCCACACACCCCUCAGAGUCCCUGUUACAGCCAUCAGGUGAGCUGCACAGCCGCAGGCCACCCUCCCAAUUUAGGUCCUCAGCACAGAGGAGCCCAGGCCACUGGGCACCUUCUGAGGGCUGUCCACCGGACAGACCACCUACAAGUCAAUGUGUAUUUGGACACGACGGUGUGUGCAUGCUGCAGGUGUUGACCUUGGAGCUAGGAGGUGUGCCGUGUGCAUGCGUGUUACAGAGGCUCUGUGUAUUGCCGUGGCCUCUCUGUGGCUAAGUGCAUUGUAAUUUGUUCUCAGGCUGUGCUGUGAGGGCCGCCUUAACCCUUGCUCCCUUCCCUUCUAGAGCUGCCUUAAGUUCUCCAGAACUUUUCCUCUGUGAGGGGUAUCUUGCCUGGAAGGAUAUCUUGCCCUGUUUCUCAAGGUUUUCUGAAGGUUUUGAUUGGGGGUGGCCUCCAACCACUAAUUCCUUUCCCCUCUUCCUGCAUGACUCCCCUCCUCCUGUCACUUUCUCCUUCCUUUCCUGUCCAAACAGGGAUUAGAACUACAGGGCAGCAACAAUCUCAGAGCCAAUGUAAUGUCAGCUUAGAAAAUGUUCCUGAGUUAGUGGAACUCUGUGUCACAAUAAGCAAAUUAACAUAUGGAAGAAAUACAGAGAUAGGCUAGAUUCUUGGUAAUACUUCAAAGUCUUGUUUUCCACUAACCUUUUCUUAAGAAAGGUAAAGGGUACAACUCUAAAACUUUUCAUGGACGUUCUUGAAAAAACAAAUUUUAAGAACCCUACAUUAUAAAAGGUUGAGUAAAAACAGGAAAGAGUGCUAUAAGUUCUAAUCCAUUGUAUUACCCUAAAUUAAACAAACCAACUCAGAAUUAAAGUAGAUUUCUCAAUAGAUCAGGAAAUGAAAAAUACUAUGUAAAAUAUCUUCCAAAAUGCAUUUUAUACAUUUUUUAUUUUGUAAUUUGAUCUAGCUAAAAUGUUCAUUAGCUUAACUUGAUAGGUAUUAUUGGAUUCAUAAAAUGUCUGAAAAUGACUAUCAUUUCCUUAGUAUUGUAAUGCUUGAAAUAUUUGAAAGAAAAAUGAUUUUUUUUUUUUUUUUAGUUGAAAUUGGUAUAUAUAAUUCAAUGCUUGGUAAGUCAGUACAUUUUCUUGCAUUUUUCAGUCACCAGUUUCAAAUAUCUUAUUGUUACCAUUCUGUUAUAAAAUUUUAGCCUACAUUUCAGGCUUUCUAAAUCAUUUGAGCCAUUAUGUUUUUCUAAAAAAUGGUGAGUUUUUUUAAAAAUAUGGAUAUGUAUGUUGUAAUUUAUGAUUCCUAGUUAUGUAUUUUUGUAGGAUCGCAGAGUAACAUUGAGUUUUUUGUGUCUUUGGAAAAUUUCAAUUGCUCUAACAGUGUUGCACAGAAAUGAGCUCAUGACAUCUAACAUACUGUAUUUUGUUAACUUUAUUUAUUAAUUUACUAUGAAAUGGACAUGCCUUUUAACUAUGAUGAAAUUGAACAUUGCAGUUUUUUGUAUAUUUUCCCUUGUUGGGUCUGGAGAAGGAAUUCUACUUUGAUCUGCAUAGAAAAACAUGAUAUCAUCUUUGGAAAGUUCUUAAGUGAAAUGUUUACCCAUUAAAAAGGAAGCAGAAAUACUUCUGAGAAGUGAAAGGCAUUAUCAACUAACUCUGGUUUUAAACUGAACCCAUUCUAGCAUAUCUUAUGUGAAAUUUUUAAAAAUAAGUUAAUAAUUCACCUCAUAUCAACGAAAGCCUUUGAAACAUGGGUUUUCACUAGAUAUCACCUAGUGCUAAGAUAAAAACCAAAACAAUAUCAGAAUGACAUUUAUGCUCUAAAUUUGUAGUUGUCUAAUAUUGUGCUUAGUAAAUGUGUGUCAUUAAUGCUGUAUUCUCCUAGCUAUUAUAGAAUAUUGUUUAAAUAAAGAUAUGAAUAUAAA
Messenger RNA from Lemur catta (Ring-tailed lemur), 11941 nucleotides. It is a transcript of the gene MYO5A, whose product is annotated as myosin VA. Lineage: Eukaryota; Metazoa; Chordata; Mammalia; Primates; Lemuridae. Gene Ontology annotation, biological process: actin filament organization; vesicle transport along actin filament. Gene Ontology annotation, cellular component: vesicle; actin cytoskeleton; myosin complex. Gene Ontology annotation, molecular function: ATP binding; microfilament motor activity; actin filament binding. Bases 86 to 5719 code for a protein of 1877 amino acids. The transcript is spliced from 41 exons. The record is from RefSeq and is a predicted model, not a curated record.